AUGCCACGGGUGUUUUUGGUUAAGAAGAAGAGCAGUGUGCUGGGAAAAAGAAGCUGGAGUGAAGCACCAGAUUACACACACGGGAACAUCGACACAUCAGUUUCUUGUCAGGAAUACAGAACUUCCUCCCCGCUGAGUGGGAGCACAAACACCAGCGCUGUCUGUCCUGGUAUUAAUUCCCAGCUGCUCUGCUCUACUGCACACAACCAACAGGAGCCAAGCUCAAACUGCUGUCUGAGGACACAUCGACCUCCUUACAUCUCACAAAACAAGACACAAAAGCAAGAAGCAAAUGUCUUACAAUUCACCAAGUUUUCGACAGAUAAGCCGUCCACUUCAUUCUCCUGUCCAGUAUGCAGUAAGGCGUUCAGUAUUGCAAGAGUGAUGAAACGUCAUGUGAGGACUCACAGUGAUUUUAGAAGGUACUCGUGUGAGUACUGUGGGAAAGGCUUCAAUGACACGUUUGACCUGAAGAGGCACGUGCGCACUCAUACAGGUGUGCGACCCUUUAAAUGUUCUGUGUGUGGGAAAGCCUUCACCCAGCGCUGUUCAUUGGAGACUCACCUGAAAAAGGUGCACAAUGUUUGUCAGCCAUACGCCUACCGGGAGCGCAGAGACAAGCUGUAUGUAUGUGAGGAGUGUGGCAUGACUACUGAGACACAUACCAGCCUGCUCAGUCACCUCCAGACCAAACACCCUAACAGCAGGACAACCAAAAUCAGGAGCAGGAGGAGGCAGGAACAAGCCUGGGCUGGCAGUUCAUCCCCCAGCUCUCUGAGCUCUCUGAGUGAUGUGGAGUCUGGAGCUGAAAUGAAAGAAGAUCUAAAUGCUUUAAAUUUGUGAUAUGUAUUAUUAUAACCUUAA
Molecule: messenger RNA, 864 nt
Organism: Trichomycterus rosablanca
Lineage: Eukaryota; Metazoa; Chordata; Actinopteri; Siluriformes; Trichomycteridae
Gene: ovol1b
Product: ovo-like zinc finger 1b
Exons: 4
Coding region: 1-843 (280 amino acids)
Biological process (GO): regulation of transcription by RNA polymerase II; epidermal cell differentiation
Cellular component (GO): nucleus
Molecular function (GO): DNA-binding transcription factor activity, RNA polymerase II-specific; RNA polymerase II cis-regulatory region sequence-specific DNA binding
Source: RefSeq, a predicted model, not a curated record